Messenger RNA from Mycena indigotica, 1767 nucleotides. RefSeq names its product C2H2-type domain-containing protein. The record is from RefSeq and is a predicted model, not a curated record. Bases 40 to 1767 code for a protein of 575 amino acids. The transcript has 5 exons. Gene Ontology annotation, molecular function: sequence-specific DNA binding; DNA-binding transcription factor activity. Gene Ontology annotation, biological process: regulation of DNA-templated transcription. Lineage: Eukaryota; Fungi; Basidiomycota; Agaricomycetes; Agaricales; Mycenaceae.
CUCCCUCUUCCUCCGCCCGUCAUUUUUGAACCACCGGUUAUGGCGGGUCUUACACAUGCACAACAGCUCGAGCUACUCGUCCCGCCAGUCAGGGCUCCCCGCCCACUGAGCGGACCGGGCGACCCAGGCACACGCGUGGCAUCGAUACCGCCGGUGUCACCGCCGAAGGCUGCGCAACGCGGGACAGCGACAACGACAUCGCCCAGCGCUCCGCCACGUGUGCUGCAGUCCCGCCACACCUUCCUCGGCGAGCUCUUCGACAUGCUUUCCAAACGUCCGAAAGACGAUGCAACGAUAUCUUGGUCCAGCGAUGGCAAGAGCAUGGUCAUCAAGAAGGUGGACGCCUUCGAAAAGGACGUGUUACCCGUCUUCUUUCCCAGCCAGAAAAAGCGGACUUUCUUCAGAACGCUGCAGAGGUUUUCAUUCAAACGGCUGACGGACAAGCACGGAGCUGUCUCAUUCACUCAUGCAGACCUGAACGACCGCUCAACCCGUGCGGAGUUCCUUGCUGUGCCGCCCAAACUGGACCCUCCCCGCAAGGAGCGGGGUAAAGCGGGGGACUCAGACUCGGAGAAGAAGGGGGAAGUGACCCCACCAUCAUCGGCCACGUCAGCAGCCUCGGCAAACCCCGCUACGGCGAACACGGGGCCGGCACCUAUGACGGCUGCGCAGUUUACCCCGAGUCCGACACCCGCGACGCCUACAACUACAGCGAGCAGUGGCGAGGCUUCCACGGUCGGCAUUCCGCGCUCCCACCCGACUCCACCACCCUUUGAUAAGGCCAAUCAGAUCCCGCUUACAUCAAUGUACUGUGCUUCGUGUCACCAGCUCCCGCCGCGCUGGACCGAGUACCACUACCCUGAUGUGGGUGGGGUCGUGCGGUGUGGAUAUUGUGGCCAGGGAUACUACCUCAACUCCACGCCGACGCCCGCGAGACUGCCGAUUCUCAUGGGCCCUGCCGCUCCGCGCCAAGCUCAGGUGCUGCCAGCUAAGCGGAAACGUGAAGACGAUUCGGACUCGGAGACGGAAUCGAGCAAGCGCAGCAGGCAGGACACCAACUCUGAUGGCCCACCCUCUCGCUCGACUUCGCCCUCGACAACAUCGGAGUCCACGACGGUUUCUAUGUCGACGAUAAGGCCCAUCACGGCACCAUCAGCGCCUUGCGGAUCGCCGCAGACUGCUCCCCCGUCGGCCGAGGACUCCGACGAGGAGAUGGCGGACGUGGUGAAGCUCACAACCGACAGCGCGGCGUCCUCAACAGCAGAGAGGUCGCCCGCAGCGUCUUACGCACAUGCCUCUCGCGUCGCUGACGAGAAUACAAGCACGUCACCUGGCGAAGAGCAGAUGACAGUUCCGGCGCCCGAUCCGUCAUCGCCACAUCCGCAAUCGGCCGAUCACGCUCCAGCCGAAACGCAGCACGCCUCGGCUCAACCACUGCCCACGCCCAUGCCCACGCCACCGGCGCUGCCCCCGCCGCCGCCGGUGUGCGCAGCGUGCCGCAUCGCAGGAAAGGGCAUGGGGCGGUACGUCAUCAGCGGGCGGGAAUGCAGCUUCUGCGAUCGCGGGUCGGCGCGGGCGGGGCCAGCGGCAGUACCAGCAGUGGCAGGCGGGAAGGGCAAGGAGCGGGCAUACGGGGAAACCAGUGCGACCUCACCUCCUAGGAAAAGCACGAAGGGGGCAUUGAGUUUGAAGAGGAUCCUCGCGGACGACCCGCAUGAAGGGAUGCCGCCGCCCGCGGCCCUUCCGGUGCGGUUGCGGGCCGUUUGA